This is a messenger RNA of Drosophila subobscura, 737 nucleotides long. RefSeq names its product histidine-rich glycoprotein. Lineage: Eukaryota; Metazoa; Arthropoda; Insecta; Diptera; Drosophilidae. The transcript is spliced from 2 exons. The record is from RefSeq and is a predicted model, not a curated record. The coding region runs from base 65 to 529 and encodes 154 amino acids.
UUACAGCGUCAACACUUUUUGGAUAACUCAAAACCGUCUUCAAUCAAGCCAGGAAUCUCUCAAAAUGAAGUUCUUCAUGUGCAUUUUGGUAGCCGCCACAGUGGCCGUGGCCCAGGCCGGUAUCCUGCCCCAUUUGGAUCAUCAUUUGGAGCACCAUUUGGAGCACGAAUUGCCCCACUUUUCGGAUGCCGAAGUACACCAUUCCGAGGGCAUACAUUUGGGGCACAGUGCGGCCAUUAUACACCACGAUGAUCAUCAUUUGGAUGCUGUGCCACAUCACUACAGCAGCAGCCAUUAUGAGACAUUGCCACAUCACUACAGCAGCAGCCACUAUGAGGCCGUGCCGCACUACAGUCACCACUAUGAGCAUCUGCAUGCCGCACCGGUGGUGCACCAUCACAGUCAUGCCGCUUUGGUGCACUACAAGCCGCAUUUGGAUGUCCACAGCCAUGCGAGUCUGUUGUCCUUCGCGAAGCAUCAACUCCAUGGAAAAUAUGGAAAACUCAGGAUCACAGAGACGCAUUAUUGAGUGGGAGAGCGAGAGAGAGAGAUUCCCAACUGCCCCUUCCCCCUGUCGCUGCCACUGCCAAUGUGGCAAACAUUCCGCCGGAGCCUUCAACAUCCCAGCAGACAAUUUAUCAUCCGCUGAUUCGCUCAUUCGCGUGGAGGAGCCCCACGAAAGUAAUUUACUUGCAAUUUAAAGAUAAACAGGCGCGAUAAUGUCUACAAAGCAUAAA